Molecule: messenger RNA, 141 nt
Organism: Dictyostelium discoideum AX4
Lineage: Eukaryota; Evosea; Eumycetozoa; Dictyosteliales; Dictyosteliaceae
Exons: 1
Coding region: 1-141 (46 amino acids)
Source: RefSeq, a predicted model, not a curated record
AUGACUUAUUCAGAACCUUCUCAUGGAAACAUAAUGGCAUUAUUAAUUCAUAACAUCUGGGAAUGGAUCUGCCAUCAAUUGAAUAGUGACGAAUCCUUUAUAGGUGAAAAAAUCUCAUUUUCAACUCUGAUGGUAUUUUAA